Ceratina calcarata is the source of this 977-nucleotide messenger RNA. RefSeq names its product translocase of outer membrane 20 (gene Tom20). Gene Ontology annotation, biological process: protein targeting; tRNA import into mitochondrion; intracellular protein transport. The transcript has 4 exons. The coding region runs from base 114 to 551 and encodes 145 amino acids. Gene Ontology annotation, molecular function: transmembrane protein transporter activity. The record is from RefSeq and is a predicted model, not a curated record. Gene Ontology annotation, cellular component: mitochondrial outer membrane translocase complex. NCBI's taxonomy places the organism in Eukaryota, Metazoa, Arthropoda, Insecta, Hymenoptera, Apidae.
GUUCCGUGCGUUUAGUAGCAGACGCAGCCUUCUCGGCCUUCUCUAGGGUGGCCUAGGUGCAAUGAGGAGUUUGUAAAUUUCGUCAUUAUCAAGAUACAAAUUUCUAUAUUAAAAUGACCAUGAUUUCAAAGGCUGCAGUGGGCAUCGCUGUUGGCAUAGCUGGAAUAUUUGUUGGAUACUGUUUUUACUUCGAUCAAAAGCGUCGUAGCGAUCCAGAUUUCAAAAAGAAAUUGCGUGAACGUAGGAAAGCAAAGAAACAGGCGCAGAAUGCUACUUCGAAACUCCACGACUUAAAGGAUCACGAAGUUGUACAAAGAUUUUUCUUACAAGAGGUUCAACUUGGGGAAGAGAUGCUCACGUGCGGCGACGUCGAGGGUGGAAUCGAACACUUAGGGAACGCAGUCGCGGUUUGUGGACAGCCGACGCAAUUGUUACAAGUACUCCAAAGAACACUGCCGCCACAAAUUUUCCACCUAUUGUUACAGCGAUUACCAGUUAUCAGUCAGAAACUACCGACUCAAAUCGCAAUGGCCGAGGAUGAGCUUGAAUAAAAUACUAUAUAAAUUGCGUUGAAUAUUUCCAAAUAAAAUCUAACAAUUAGCUGAAAGUGUAUGCUUCUUUUGACGACGUAGACUUUUGCGUAGCUUCGGUCCGGUCGUGCUGUUAAAUCAUACAUUCUAUUCUCCUUAAUUAAACUUCCAUGCUCCUCAAUAAGUGUAUAUUAAUGUGAUACAUCUGUGCGCACUGAAAUUUUAAAUAGAAAACUUUUGUAUUCGUUUCGACUGCCACGAAUAUAAAAAAUGUGUGUAAGUCGAUGUGCCUAGAUCUUUAGUUUACGUUCAAAUUGUUGAUAUUCAUUGAAAUACGAAGAAGAGGCGGAAAGAGUAAUUAAGGAGCGAUGUGUAAUCGAUCUUGUUCCGGGCGACAACAUGUAGCAAACUAUUCGGUCUCGUAAAUAAAUCUCAGAAUAAUUUUAA